CUUACAAUUAGUAUUCUUUUGACAAAGAAAUGCAAGUGAGUCAACAGCGACACCUUCUUCAACACGUUGUUCUUUGUGUUACCUCUUUCCUCUUUCUUGUUUCUUUUCCCUCGCUCCUCCUUCUUCAAUCCCUGGAAAAUUCUGGAUCAUUUCCCCUUCUCUCUCCAUAACUCACCAAUCCAAAAACACAACCACAAACAUUUUUACGUAUUAUAUAUUUUUAUUUUCACGCAUUUAACACACUAUUUGUAUACAUCCAUUAUCGAGCGAUAGAAUUUUCUAGAAAGAGAGAAAAUUGGGCGAAAUGGGACCAAACGCUGCGGCGGCGAAACAAGCUGAGCAACUCCGAAUUAACGGCAACACUUACUUCAAGAAAGACCGUUUUGGGGCCGCCAUCGAUGCUUACACCGAGGCGAUUACGCUGUGCCCUAAUGUUCCGAUUUAUUGGACGAAUCGCGCGCUGUGCCAUCUCAAGCGCAAUGACUGGGAGAGAGUAGAGGAAGAUUCUCGGAAGGCAAUUCAGCUGGACAGCAAUUCAGUCAAGGCCCACUAUAUGUUGGGGCUAGCAUUACUACGGAGACAAGAAUCUGCCAAGGGAAUUAAAGAAUUGGAGAAGGCUUUGGAUCUCGGGAGAGGUGCCAAUCCCAAGGGCUAUAUGGUAGAAGAAAUAUGGCAAGAGCUUGCAAAGGCAAAAUACCAUGAGUGGGAGCGAUCAUCUUCGAAACGAUCAUGGGAAUUGCAGAGCUUGAAAGAAGCUUGCGAGUCUGCUCUGAAGGAAAAACAUUUUCUGGAAUUCUCCGAAGCGGAAGGAUUUGUAGAUGAUCCUACUACUUCCCAUUCGGAACAAUUAGAGGCUUUAGAAGUAGUCUUCAAUAUAGCUGCAGAAGCCGAUACACCUACUGAGGUGCCAGAUUACUUAUGUUGCAGAAUCACACUCGACAUUUUUCAUGAUCCUGUAAUCACUCCAAGUGGGCUUACAUAUGAGAGAGCAGUGAUUCUUGAACACCUUCAGAAGGUGGGUAAAUUCGACCCAAUCACACGGGAACCACUUGAUCAAUCACAGUUAGUGCCAAACUUGGCCAUUAAGGAAGCGGUUCAGGCAUUCUUGGACAAACAUGGUUGGGCUUACAAGGUAGAUUAACGAAAUAUUAUGUCAGAAAUUAAGUUCAUGUGGUAGUUUUAUCUGUUCAGCAAUGCAGCAGGAUGUUGAAUUCUGCAAGCGUGGCCGAAGUUGUUUGUU
Molecule: messenger RNA, 1240 nt
Organism: Vigna umbellata (rice bean)
Lineage: Eukaryota; Viridiplantae; Streptophyta; Magnoliopsida; Fabales; Fabaceae
Source: RefSeq, a predicted model, not a curated record